Messenger RNA from Toxorhynchites rutilus septentrionalis, 867 nucleotides. RefSeq lists its product as uncharacterized. Gene Ontology annotation, biological process: DNA integration; DNA transposition. NCBI's taxonomy places the organism in Eukaryota, Metazoa, Arthropoda, Insecta, Diptera, Culicidae. The record is from RefSeq and is a predicted model, not a curated record. The coding region runs from base 1 to 867 and encodes 288 amino acids. Gene Ontology annotation, molecular function: DNA binding. The transcript has a single exon.
AUGGAGAACGCAAAAAUUUCCGGUUCCAUUCCGUUAUCCAUCCGGAAACUGGUUGUUCGUGAUGUCAAUAACGGCCAAACGCACCGGGAAGUGGCCAAGCACUACGAAAUCAGCAAGACAGCGGUAUCAAAAAUCAUGAAGAAGAUGAAAACGUUCGGAUCGGUGGUGGAUCGCCCGGGAAGAGAACGGAAGCCCAAGACAGAUGCCAGAACGGACAUGAAAAUCAUUCGUGAGGUGGAGAAAAACCCAAAAAUUACGAUCCGGCAGAUACAGGAAGAGCUCCAACUUUCGGUAUCGCGUCGUACUGUCCGUCGCCGCAUCCAAGCGAAGGAGUACCAUAGCAAGAUCGCAGUGAGAAGGCCUUUCAUCAGCCAGGUGAAUAAGGCUAAGCGGCUCAACACGCCGAUAAACCGCUCGAAUACUGGAAAACAGUGUUGUGGACCGACGAAUCCAAAUUCGAACUGUUCAACCGGAAGAAGCGGGAUCGCGUGUGGCGCAAGUCGGGUGAGGAGCCACAAGACCACCAUAUCCCUCAUCAAGACGGGCCUCGAAGCGCGCUUCGUUUUCCAGCAGGAUAACGAUCCGAAGCAUACGGCCAAGCUGACGAAGUCAUUUUUCCGUUCCUGCCACAUCAAAGCCCUUGAAUGGCUCCCACAAAGUCCUGAUCUGAACCCCAUCGAAAAUGUGUGGGCCAUCCUCGAUGCUCGGAUUUAUAAGACUGGUGUGACAAAUAAAAAUACUUAUGUUGAUGCCCUGGAGCGCGCGUGGGAAGAACUCGACCAACAACACUCGCACAACCUUGUUGAAAGUAUGCCGAAGCGCUUGCAGGAGGUGUUGAAGGCUAAAGGAGGCCAUACCCAUUAUUAA